CAGAACAAGAUGCAGUAAUUGUAGGGUAGCAUAUUGAUCUAUGCUGACUUAAGGAUCAGGAAAGAGAAAGGUGACAGUUACUGGGUCUCCCGGUCAGUUGGGUACACAGUUUCAUUGACCGUCAAAAUUUAGACACCAACGUAGGGUGACUAUCACAAUGGAGACGAAAGAUUCCUCCGCAUUUACGAAGUCCGGAACGCCAGUCCACAGAAAGCGAACUUCGAUCAAGAAGAUUCUCGUUUACGGCAUUUGCUUCCUAUUGUUUGCUUAUUCGGUUAUAAUUGUGUACGUCUCUUUGAGGAUGAAUGUUCUAACUCUGCGACGACGGCUCUUAGAUGCUCAGCUUGCCCGUUCAAUGGUCUUCGAGGAUGCGUUACACGACUUUGAUUAUCUACCUCUUCGACACGUCAAGGACAACGUGUUCAUUUCCGAAAUCAACAUGACAGCGGAGGAGUACGACAAAAUUGAACAAAGUUUCUACAGAUACAUACGACACCAGCAGUAUGAAUGCCGUAACCAAACUCGUGCAGUAUCUCGCAGUAGCCUGGGUUGGGACAUUUGCCUCGACCCGCCUUUCAUCCUGGUCCCGGGGCAAUGCCUGGUCUACACGUUCAGGCAAUCGGGGUUUGUCCAGACUGGCUUUGAGCAAUACAUGACGAAAAAAUUUAAUUGCAAAGUGUUGGCAUUUGAUCCAAGGUAA
Lingula anatina is the source of this 700-nucleotide messenger RNA. Its product is annotated as putative methyltransferase-like protein 24. Lineage: Eukaryota; Metazoa; Brachiopoda; Lingulata; Lingulida; Lingulidae. The record is from RefSeq and is a predicted model, not a curated record.